AAUGUAAUAAUGUAUUACUCUUGACAAUAAGAGAGUCCAUCCGUUCCCAAUGGCAUUAUCUAAUGAGGGCCAUCUGCCAUUUUCCUUUUUAACCUCUGCCUCUGUCUUUCUAAUUGUUUCAUGUAACUUCGAUGGCUGCCUCCAUGAAUCUGAAGUUGUUUCUUCUCCUCUCUGCAAUCUUCUCAAGAACAUGGGCUCUGAACUCUUCUACUUCUUCCAUAAAUUCUAUGCAUUCCCAGCUAUCAACAAUGAGAUCCUUCUGCAAGACUACACCAUACCCAGAUGUCUGUUUCUAUUCAUUGAAGCUCUCCAUAUCCAUUACUAUCGGUCCAGAUAUCCUCAACUUCCUCCUGCACACCCUCCAGACCGCAAUAACUGAGUCUGAAAAGCUCUCGAGUCUGUUUCUUACUGUCGGACAAUCAAACAUCAUCGAGAAACAAAGAGGAACCAUCAAAGACUGCCGGGAACUACACCAAAUAACGUUGUCUUCUUUACGAAGAUCGGUGGCCCGAAUCAAUUCCUCCAACCAACGAAAACUGGCCGAUGCAUCAGCAUACCUCAGCGCAGCACUCACAAACAAGAACACAUGCUUGGAAGGUCUGGAUACAGCAUCGGGUUCUUUGAAGCCAAUCCUCGUGAACUCCAUAACUAACACUUACAAACAUGUGAGUAAUUCUCUCUCGGUUGUGUCCAGGCAAAGGGAUAAAAAGGGCACCAACAAUCGGCGCCUCACGGGUGUUCCAACAUGGUUGUCAAGGAAAGACAGUCGGAUCCUGGAGAGCUCAGAUGAAGAAUAUGAUCCGGGGCAGGUGCUGACGGUGGCUGCAGAUGGAACAGGAAACUUCACUACAAUCACCGAUGCCAUCAACUUUGCCCCAAAUAAUAGUUACAACGAUAGAACGAUCAUCUAUGUUAAAGGAGGGACUUAUGAGGAAAAUGUGGAAAUCCCAAUUUACAAGCCCAACAUUGUCCUGUUUGGAGAUGGAAGUGAUGUCACUCUCAUUACUGGCGACAGAAGUGUGGCCGAUGGCUGGACCACUUUCGGAUCUGCAACUCUUGGUGUGUCUGGCGAUGGAUUUCUGGCACGAGACAUAUCGAUCGAGAACAGGGCUGGACCAGAGAAACAGCAAGCUGCUGCCUUGAGAGUAAAUGCUGACUUGGCCGCUUUGUACAGGUGCUCUAUCGAUGGUUACCAGGACACACUAUACGUUCAUUCCUUCCGACAGUUCUACCGAGAGUGCGACAUUUCAGGGACAAUAGAUUUCAUAUUCGGGAAUGCAGCGGUGGUUUUCCAGGGUUGUAACAUCAUCUCCAGAAUGCCAAUGCCUAACCAAUACACGGUUAUAACAGCACAGUCUCGCGACAACCCAGAUGAGGACACCGGAAUCUCCAUACAGAACUGUUCAAUCCUAGCUACGGAUGAUUUGAGCUCCAAUUCCGGCAGGUUCAAGAGCUACCUCGGGCGGCCAUGGAGGGUGUAUUCUCGGACGGUCUACCUCGAGUCCUACGUCGGCGACUUCAUCGACCCAACUGGGUGGAUUCAAUGGCCGGGGGGUCAAGGUUUGGACACGUUGUAUUACGGGGAGUAUAACAAUUACGGUCCUGGUUCAUCAACGGACGGUCGGAUUAGUUGGCCGGGGUAUAAUGUAAUGGAUUAUUACGAUGCAUAUAACUACACGGUGUCGGAGUUCAUUACUGGUGAUGCCUGGUUGGAUUCCACCUCGUUUCCUUACGACCAAGGCAUUUAGGUUGGUAGGUUUUGUACUUUUCUUCCCUGUUUUGUAAAACUUGAGUGGCCAUAAUAAGUUCGUGGUCUUUAGAUUCUAAUGCAUAAUAAUGUCUUGCUCUGUAAAAGCAGUACUGCAUUUGUUUUAUUGCAUUACUAAUUUAAAG
Juglans microcarpa x Juglans regia is the source of this 1893-nucleotide messenger RNA. RefSeq names its product probable pectinesterase/pectinesterase inhibitor 12. The transcript is spliced from 2 exons. Gene Ontology annotation, molecular function: pectinesterase inhibitor activity; pectinesterase activity. Lineage: Eukaryota; Viridiplantae; Streptophyta; Magnoliopsida; Fagales; Juglandaceae. Bases 132 to 1748 code for a protein of 538 amino acids. The record is from RefSeq and is a predicted model, not a curated record. Gene Ontology annotation, biological process: cell wall modification.